UUUUUCUCAUCACACAUGAGGGCAUUUCAAGAAACACCAUUGGUGAAACUCCGUUGAAAUCUCCGCUCCUUUUAUCUACUUUUAUUUUUUCUUACUUUACUCUCUUCAAUUUGCAGAAAAAUCCCUCUUCAUCGCAUUAUCAAUCUUCACUCUGGACCUAAAUGUGUGGCCUGGUGGUCAAUGAUGUGGGUUGAGAAGCAUGAGGUAUCAAUUUCAAAUCCCCGCAGAGACAAAAAAAAAAACUAGGUGAUUUCUUCGCAUUUGUUCUAUCCCUGCUUUGGUGGAUAGAGUUAUCUGGUCGCUGGUACAUGUUGCUGGUGGGAGGGUGACAAGUAUCUAGUAGAAUUUUUCGAGGUGCGCAAAGCUGACCCGGCCACCACAUUUAUUAAAAAAAAAAGAGUUCCUUGAGUUACUUGUACUGUUAGGUUCAGAGGUCCAAUUGUAUAUGAUGAAGGCAUGAAGCAUUUGAUGCUAUAUGGUUGAAGGUGUUUCCUGUUGAACUGUACACCAAUAUGACUGAUGGCCUAUUUCAUAAUGGAUUGAGAGUGUCAUUUUUUUUGAUGAUCAAGAAAUCCAUUGUUUCUGAGUGGAACUUGGAGGCAGUCUCCACUGAAUUUAAUUCGAUAACAUUGCACAAAGGAGUAUGUCGUAUAGUAAUCAAAUAACUGAUUCAGAAGCGGAACAAAGAAGCCAAGAUGUUCAACCGGAGCCUUAUGCUUUCUACAGGAGCUUAGCAACCUUUCCGCAGCCUAAUGUCCAUGCGAUAUUACCAGCUCCUGGAAAUGCUGGUAAUUUCUAUUUGCACCAUCCACAGUACCAUCAAGAAGGUGCAUUAGUUUAUGGAAAGUUGCAGUAUGACGGGGUUCAAUAUCAGCAUCCUGCCACCAAUCUUGACCCAGCCAUUGCUUCAUCGUCAAAUCACUAUAACCAUUACAUGGCUGCUCCAUCUGCUCCUAGAGAUUUCCCCAUUCCAGUAAACCACGGGCAACAUGAGCAGCUUCCAUUUGCAAGCACUCAAGGCAACCUUGGAGUUAAUGAAGGCAGUUAUGGAAGGAACAAUCCUUAUGUAGAUGGUGUUGGAGGCUCGUUUAAGAGAAAGAAUGCUGAAGGGAUCCCUGUGAACUUUCAGUAUCAACAUGCUUUGGUAGGCUCCAGCUUUCCUCUUGCCUCAAUGAAUGCUGCGUCCUUUGUACCACCUGAAUACAGAGGGAAUGGCUCAUUAUCAUUCACCGAGGAUGGAGCACCGAGAGGUAUGAACAAUCAUCAGCUUCAAGGGAACUAUGUCAGCCAAGCCUGUGAAUUUCCUGGCAAUUUUUGGUCCGGCUUGCAGUUCAACAGCAGUGCUAGGGAGAGUGAAACAUGGGCCUGGAAUCAUAGUGCUCGUCUACCUUAUUUACCUGGUGAUACUCAAGGCUGUGAAGAUGGUGGAAAUAUCAGCGUGCGAGGAUAUCAAGUAACAAACGGAAAUGGAGGUUUGACUAGUUUUAUAUAUCCAUCCAUUCCUCAAGGGCACCCAAACCUUCGUCAUCUACCACCACAUAUUCAAGGAGUGAGACCCCAAUUUAUCACUCUCCCUCCUCAGAUGACUGCUUCUUCACAGAGACACCUACCAAGUAGCUCGUUUGACAGCACUAUCAAUCCAUUUGCCCUUGUAGAGGCAGGGUCUAGAUAUAUUAGACCAUUCCCACCGACUGCCUUUAGAUUGUACAGACCUCAGCGAGGGGAAUUCAUGCUUGGAACAAAUACUAGACUUCACAACCUACCUAACAUGAGAGUUCUUCCAGAGGAUGGUGUGGCAAUGCUGGAUAUUCCUGGCUAUCAUGAAGUGCGUGAUUCUGUUGAUCAGCACAGGGAGAUGCGUAUGGACGUCGAUCACAUGUCUUAUGAGGAGCUUCUUGCAUUGGGAGAGCAGAUUGGCACUGCAAAAACUGGGUUAUCGGAGGAGGUUAUUGUUGGCCAUUUGAAAACAAGAUCAUUUUCAUCCGCGGAAAUUCCUUGCAAUUUGGAAAAUGCUGCAUGUUUAGAUCACAAGACUGAUUUUUGUGUCAUUUGCCAGUCUGAUUACAAGGACCAAGAGAACGUGGGAACUCUUGAUUGUGGGCAUGAAUAUCAUGCAGAGUGCGUAACAAAUUGGUUGAUUCUGAAGAACAAUUGUCCCAUAUGCAAGUCCACAGCAUUGUGCGCUGAAGCAAAGGAUUCCUGAAAAUAGGCGAUAUAUGAUCACCUGAAUGAAUUAAAGAGCAAACAUUCUGAAUCUGUUGCUAAAUAUUUAUUCUCCGAUGAGUAGGAAACGUUACUGAAACUGUACAAAUGUACUGUAUUUUUGUAUAUAUAUUCGGCAUGAUAUGACUGACUGUCAACAUGUCCAAAAAACAACCUAUUGACCUUAUCUAUGUCAUGUGAAGUUGUACAGAAACUUGUAGAUUUUUUUGGUCUGUCUCCUGUAGUUGUACUUACUACAGACCUCCUAAUGGGCAUUUUAUCCCCUUUCAGACAAUUACUCUUUGGUUAU
Molecule: messenger RNA, 2512 nt
Organism: Solanum pennellii
Lineage: Eukaryota; Viridiplantae; Streptophyta; Magnoliopsida; Solanales; Solanaceae
Product: probable E3 ubiquitin-protein ligase ZFP1
Exons: 7
Coding region: 644-2203 (519 amino acids)
Molecular function (GO): ubiquitin protein ligase activity
Source: RefSeq, a predicted model, not a curated record